UGACUGUUUCGUGAGGUAGGUUUGCCCCACCACUGUCUUCUUCAUUCUCACCGGGACAUGUGACGUCACGACCCUGCCGGUCUUUCUAUGGUAUCGAGCAGGCGACAGGGGAAGGAGUCAAGAAUCUCACUUUCGUGGAGCUGAACGAAGUCUGUCUGAGUGAUAGGAUAGCAUCCACUGGAUCCUCCAUCAAACUUGAGAAGAUAAUCUGUGUCCUGUCGCGUGUAUCGGAACAGGAGAAUCCGGACACCUGGACGAUUAAUCGUUGAACGUGUAUUUAUACGUUUUUAUUUGAUGUGAAUGUUGGACUGAACAGACGAGUGUUAGCCGUUAACUAUGGCUAAUGCAGCGUUAGCAGUUACCGAGUGCCAGUAACGUUAACGUUAGCUAAGAUUUUAGCCGACGUUAUACCCCUCAGCUUCACAAGCUAUCGUAAAACUCAUGUUAGAUUUUUAACGAUAACAACAGGUUUUAGGUAGUGUCACAAUAAUUGUCGACCUCUUGAUUUUAAAGUAACGUCAAAUCCAGUAACGUUAUCUUACUGUAAUCAACUACAGCUAACAAGCUAGCUGGUUACCUAGCUAGCGAGGCUAGGUAACGCGGGUUGCAGGCUAGCUAGCGAUAUCUAGCUCAAUGUGAAAGGUCUCGUUUGUGACAACUUACUCUGUAAUGCGUCCCUGUCAUACUGCCUAAUCGUUUUUUAAACAAACAGUCGUUUUGGAGAAUGCUGUUUGUGUAGCUUGUAGUUGCUGUCGCUGUCUGUCUAAUUUGUCCUUUUAGAAAACUGAUAUUGGCACCGUUAGCAGCUACCGUAGUUGAAACGGUAACUCAACGCUAGCUAACGUUAGAGAAAACAAUAAUUGGCCUUGAGAUAGUGGCUUGUCAGUAGGGUUACAACACCCCUCAAACAUUACUGGACAGGACAUCGCCGUCUUUUUUUACUGAACGUUACUUAAAUCUCGAGUACCCAAGCAGUCCCGGAGGAGCUGCGGGGUUGGAGCAUGUCAGGGCGACCCAGAACCACUUCCUUCGCGGAGAGCUGCAAGCCAGUGCCGCAGCCCUCAGCCUUCGGUAGCAUGAAAGUCAGUCGAGAUAAGGAUGGCAGUAAAGUGACCACAGUAGUGGCUACUCUGGGCCAGGUUCCGGACAGGCCUCAGGAGGUCAGCUACACAGACAUCAAGGUGAUCGGCAAUGGCUCCUUUGGCGUGGUGUACCAGGCCAAGCUGUGCGACUCCGGAGAGAUGGUGGCCAUCAAGAAGGUCUUGCAGGACAAGCGAUUCAAGAACCGUGAGCUGCAGAUCAUGCGGAAGCUGGACCACUGCAACAUCGUGCGCCUGCGUUACUACUUCUACUCCAAUGGAGACAAGAAGGACGAGGUGUAUCUGAACCUGGUGCUGGACUAUGUUCCAGAAACGGUGUACCGCGUCGCCCGACACUACAGUCGAGCCAAACAGAUGCUCCCCAUGAUCUACGUCAAGCUGUACAUGUACCAGCUGUUCCGCAGUCUGGCCUACAUCCACUCGUAUGGCAUCUGCCACCGGGACAUCAAACCCCAGAACCUGUUGCUGGACCCUGAGACUGCUGUCCUCAAGCUCUGUGACUUUGGGAGUGCCAAGCAGCUGGUGCGCGGGGAGCCCAACGUGUCCUACAUCUGCUCACGCUACUACAGGGCGCCCGAGCUCAUCUUCGGAGCCACCGACUACACAUCCAGCAUAGACGUGUGGUCAGCGGGCUGCGUGCUGGCAGAGCUGCUGCUGGGGCAGCCCAUCUUCCCCGGGGACAGUGGCGUCGAUCAGCUCGUGGAGAUCAUCAAGGUUCUGGGCACCCCCAGUAGGGAGCAGAUCCGUGAGAUGAACCCCAACUACACAGAGUUCAAGUUCCCCCAGAUCAAAGCACACCCCUGGGCUAAGGUGUUCCGGCCCCGCACCUCUCCGGAGGCGAUGGCUCUGUGCUCGCGGCUCCUGGAGUACCCGCCGUCCUCCCGCUACUCCCCGCUGGAGGCGUGCGCCCACUCCUUCUUCGACGAGCUGCGCGAGCCCAACACUAAGCUGCCCAACGGCCGCGACAGACCGGCUCUCUUCAACUUCACCACUCAGGAGUUGUCCGGUAAUCCAUCUCUGGCGUCCAUCUUGAUCCCUGCUCACGCUCGCACCCCUGCUGGCUCCAGCCCCGCUGGAUCAACCAACGCAGACUCUAGUGGUGAGCAUGGCCAGACCAACGCUGCCUCUUCCUCCAACCCUGCGUCCUGAGUAGCCGGGCCCCUCCGCCCACCCCCAUGAGCAGGCCAAUCCUGCGUCGCUCUCUGACCACACCUGUGGUCCCACAGCCACAGCUGGGUUGCCCUCUUUCAAAUCAAAACAAGCAAAAAAAAAAAAAAAGAACUCAAGGAACAUAGAAGAGCCAUCAUAAUGUCAACCCCACCCCCUAUCCUUACCCCUCCAACACACACACACACACUCUCCCAGCUCCCAAUGAUGUGUUUUUACUGCUGUUUAUCCAGUCAUUUUUUGUUAUUGUUGUCAUUGCUGUUAUUGUCAUUAUUUAUUUGUACAAAAGGACAUCUGUGAUGUGUGGAAGCUGCUCUUCUCCCCAGAUCUCAAUGGAGGAUUUGACUGUCAGAAUAGUGAAAAGCAUGACACGUUCAACUGGACGCUGCUAACGUGAAGAACGUGAUCAUAGCUUCAUUCACACUGACAAACUGAUGUCUGCUUAUUUUACUCUGAGAAUGCAAGCUGGAUGUAAGACCAGCUUUCAUUGCCUACUGACAGUGGACAGUGCCGUAGAGGACCCAAUGUUUCCAUCUAGUGGCCGAAGGCCCCGCAUCACCCUCAAACCUACUCUCCAAAAGUCUCCUUUGUAUGCUUGGCAAUUGAUGCCUGUCACCCCUCUGCCCCAGACAAGACUGUAACCGGAAAACAUUCUGACCUCCAGCCUCUGUUGGAGAGAGGGUUGGGUGGUGGAUCCUCAAAAAUGGGUGCUGAAAGUGGAGUGUUACUUCAUUUGUAUGUGUUUUUUUUUUUCUCUUCUUUUUUUUUUAAACCACUUUAGCAGUCUUCCUGCAGUCCACUCCCAUCAGGUCAUUGAAACACAUUAGCCUACACGUUUAACUAUUUCACCAAACUGAAUUUUGUGUGUGUGUGGGUGUGCGCGUGUGCCUGUCUGCACCUGUGUAUGUGUGUGCGUGCCUGUCUGUCUGUUCUUGUGCAAGUCUGCAUGCGUUGCCCAUGAGCUCUAAGCAAGCAGACCCCUUUUAGUGAGAGAAAAGAAAAAUGAAGACAAAUCAGGGCAAAAAGAGUGUAGAUAUCCCAACACGUCACCACAUACCGUAUUAUGGUUGCAUCGGCCACAGCACCACACGAGUUUGGAGUGCCUUUAACACACACACACACAACUGCACACGCUCAAGCACACGUUCCGUCUGAUUUUUGUUUCGUGUGUACAAUAUGUGUGUGAAACUGUAUGUCCGUGCUCAGCGGUGUCUAGGUGAGAUGCUGGUGGUUGUGCUGGCGCUUGUCCUGUUACUGUGGAACUGCAUAGUGUCACCAUCAGCUCUCCCCGCGGGCACGUUGAAACAGUCGUAGAUCACGGCCCUCCGUAGUUUUAAUCUGCAUAAGCCUCAUCACGAGCUGGACCUUCAUAGUCGCUGAGGAACAAUGAUGUAAUGGCUGAUAGAAGUCGAGCUUUAGCGUCAAAGGGUUGCAUGUCUCAAAUGGAGGUGCCCUUUGGGUCGUGUCAGUGUGUCUGGGUGCGCUUGCAAUUUCAUCAGAAGUGUAUGCAAGGUAUGCUUGCUGUAGUAUUUGGCACCCGUUCCUCUGCUCCUGGUGGUCAUCCCUAACCAUGAUGCUCAACACACGCAGAAGCUGGAUCACCUUCAAAGGACAGGAUGAGGUGAUUGUAUUGAAAAGCAGCAGGCCCAUUUGCGGCUUAAAAGAAACAAAACGGUGUUCUCUCUAUACUUGAAUUGUUUUUUUUUGUUUUUGGAUACGGCUGUAUGCUUCCUGAGUUAACCUCUGACAUCCAUGUAAAUACAUCUGGUUCUGCUUUCAUGUGUCACUUAAUUCAGAGCAGUAGGUUUAUGGUACUGCGUUCAAUAAAGUGUAGGAUAGCUUGGAAACACUA
Alosa sapidissima (American shad) is the source of this 4119-nucleotide messenger RNA. RefSeq names its product glycogen synthase kinase-3 beta-like. Gene Ontology annotation, cellular component: glutamatergic synapse; cytoplasm; cytosol. Bases 1002 to 2249 code for a protein of 415 amino acids. The record is from RefSeq and is a predicted model, not a curated record. The transcript has 11 exons. Gene Ontology annotation, biological process: regulation of neuron projection development; negative regulation of canonical Wnt signaling pathway; protein phosphorylation. Lineage: Eukaryota; Metazoa; Chordata; Actinopteri; Clupeiformes; Clupeidae. Gene Ontology annotation, molecular function: protein serine/threonine kinase activity; tau-protein kinase activity; beta-catenin binding.